AUGACGCCUACAAUUGCAAACACUACAAUUUCAAGGCCAGUUUGGAAUUGGAAUUCUCCAUUGCCUUACCUUUUUGGUGGAUUGGCCAUAUUGGUGUUACUUAUCUCUGUAGCAUUAAUCAUGCUGGCCUGUUCGUUUCGAAAACCGGCAUCGAACGAUGAUGAAGAAAAGCCGAAGCAGAAGCCGGAAAGCGUCAAGACUGAUAUGGGGCCGAAGUUUGUAGCAAUAUUGGCCGGAGAAGAAAAUCCCACACACCUCGCAAUUCCCAUCCCUACUUCUUUGCCAAGCUCUGUUCAACAAGUCUGA
Molecule: messenger RNA, 306 nt
Organism: Fraxinus pennsylvanica
Lineage: Eukaryota; Viridiplantae; Streptophyta; Magnoliopsida; Lamiales; Oleaceae
Source: the annotation of a GenBank genome assembly